GAGCGGCCCCAUGGAGCGGCCGAAGAUGGCGGAGCUGGAGAGCCUGGAGACGGCGGCGGAGCACGAGAGGAUCCUGCGCGAGAUCGAGAGCACCGACACGGCCUGCAUCGGCCCCACGCUCAGGUCUGUGUACGAUGGGGAGGAGCACGGGCGCUUCAUGGAGAAGUUGGAGGCGCGGAUCCGCAACCACGACCGCGAGAUCGAGAAGAUGUGCAACUUCCACUACCAGGGCUUCGUGGACUCCAUCACUGAGCUCCUCAAGGUGCGGGGAGAGGCCCAGAAACUCAAGAACCAAGUGACAGACACCAACCGGAAGCUGCAGAACGAAGGGAAAGAACUGAUCCUGGCCAUGGAGGAGCUGAGGCAGUGCCGGCUGCAGCAGAGGAACAUCUCAGCCACGGUGGAUAAACUCACCCUGUGUCUCCCCGUGCUGGAGAUGUACAGCAAGCUGCGGGAGCAGAUGAAAUCCAAGAGGCACUACCCGGCCUUGAAGACCCUGGAGCACCUGGAGCACACCUUCCUGCCCCAGGUGAGCCACUACCGCUUCUGCAAGGUGAUGGUGGACAACAUCCCGCGGCUGCGCGAGGAGAUCAAGGAGCUCUCCAUGUCCGACCUCAAGGACUUCCUGGAGAGCAUCCGCAAGCACUCGGACAAGAUCGGAGAGACCGCCAUGAAACAGGCACAGCAGCAGAGGAACCUGGACAACAUCGUGUCCCAGCAGCCCAGGAUUGGCGGGGGAAAGAAAUCCAAGAAGGAGUUCAGCGCCAGCUCCGAGCUGGAGGUGAAGAACACCAGCCCCAUGUCGGAGCAGGAUUCAGGGAUCCUGGAUGUGGAGGAUGAGGAUGAGGAAGAAGAGGUGCCCGGAGCCCAGGAUUUGGUGGAUUUCUCCCCGGUCUAUCGGUGCCUCCACAUCUACUCUGUCCUGGGAGCCCGGGAGACCUUUGAGAGCUACUACAGGAAGCAGAGGAGAAAACAAGCGCGGCUGGUGCUGCAGCCUCCCUCCAACAUGCACGAAACUUUAGAUGGCUACAGGAAGUAUUUCAAUCAAAUUGUAGGGUUUUUUGUGGUGGAGGAUCACAUCCUGCACACCACGCAGGGCCUGGUCAACCGGGCCUACAUUGAUGAGCUGUGGGAGAUGGCCCUGUCCAAAACCAUCGCGGCCCUCAGGACCCACUCCUCCUACUGCUCUGACCCCAGCCUGGUGUUGGACCUGAAGAACCUCAUUGUGCUCUUUGCUGACACGCUGCAGGGCUAUGGCUUCCCCGUGAACCAGCUCUUUGACAUGCUGCUGGAGAUCCAGGACCAGUACAGUGAGACCCUGCUGAAGAAAUGGGCUGGGGUCUUCAGAAAUAUCCUUGACUCGGAUAACUACAGCCCCAUCCCGGUGUCAAAUGAAGAAGUUUAUAGGAAAAUCGUUGGGCAGUUCCCAUUCCAGGAUGCUGAACUUGAAAAGCAACCCUUCCCAAAGAAGUUCCCCUUCUCGGAGUUCGUGCCCAAGGUUUACAGCCAGAUCAAGGAGUUCAUCUACGCCUGCCUCAAGUUCUCCGAGGACCUGCACCUCAGCUCCACGGAAGUCGAUGACAUGAUCAGAAAAUCCACAAAUCUGCUGCUGACCCGGACCCUGAGCAACUGUUUACAGAAUGUCAUCAAGAGGAAAAACGUUGGACUGACAGAGCUGGUGCAGAUCAUCAUCAACACCACCCACCUGGAGAAAUCCUGCAAGUUCCUGGAGGAGUUCAUCACCAACAUCACCAACGUGCUGCCCGAGACCGUGCACACCACCAAGCUCUAUGGGACCACCACCUUCAAGGACGCCCGGCACGCCGCCGAGGAGGAGAUCUACACCAACCUGAACCAGAAGAUCGACCAGUUCCUGCAGCUGGCUGACUACGACUGGAUGGCCCCAGAGCCGGGCAGCCGGGCCAGCGAGUACCUGGUGGAUCUGAUCGGCUUCCUGCGCAGCACCUUCGCCGUGUUCACCCACCUCCCGGGGAAGGUGGCCCAGACGGCCUGCAUGUCGGCCUGCAAGCACCUCUCGACGUCGCUGCUGCAGCUGCUGCUGGAGGCCGAGGUGAGGCAGCUGACGCUGGGGGCCCUGCACCAGUUCAACCUGGACGUGGAGGAGUGCGAACAGUUUGCCAGAUCCGGCCCAGUGCCUGGGUUCCAAGGGGACACGCUGCAGUUGGCCUUCAUCGACUUGAGACAACUCCUGGAUCUGUUCAUCCAGUGGGAUUGGUCCACAUAUUUGGCCGACUACGGACAGCCCACGUGCAAGUACCUUCGUGUGAACCCCACCACAGCCCUCAUCCUGCUGGAAAAGAUGCGGGACACCAGCAGGAAAAACAACGUUUUCGCCCAAUUCCGGAAAAACGAGCGGGACAAGCAGAAGUUGAUCGACACCGUGGCCAAGCAGCUGCGCGGCCUCAUCAACAGCCACCACUCCUGAGGGGCUCGGGAUCUCCUUCCCGCGGCCUGGACUCCGGGAAUCUCGUUGGGAGAGAAGAUUUGUAUUUUUUUAUUCGCCUGGAAAGUCUCCGCGGAGCCUCCCCCCGACGGCAAAACGCUCCCGGUGGAACAAUCCUGGGAAAAAGAGGUGGUGGCAGGAGUCUCCUGGAUCAACUCCUAUUUUCAGGGGUUUAGGAAGUGAUGGGAAUUCUUGGAGCCUGGGAGAAGUUCGCACCCGGACUGGGUUUUUGGUUUUGUUUUUUGUUUUUGUCAAAGCCAAAUUGAAGGGAUCAUCCUGC
This is a messenger RNA of Agelaius phoeniceus (red-winged blackbird), 2744 nucleotides long. NCBI's taxonomy places the organism in Eukaryota, Metazoa, Chordata, Aves, Passeriformes, Icteridae. The record is from RefSeq and is a predicted model, not a curated record.